Molecule: messenger RNA, 672 nt
Organism: Rangifer tarandus platyrhynchus (Svalbard reindeer)
Lineage: Eukaryota; Metazoa; Chordata; Mammalia; Artiodactyla; Cervidae
Source: the annotation of a GenBank genome assembly
AUGCCCUGGAUUGUCCUGCUGCUUGCAGCUGGCUCCUUGGCUAUCCCGGCGCCAUCCAUCAUGCUGGUGCCCCCACACCCCAGCAGUCAAGAGGACCCCAUCCACAUCUUGUGCAUGGCCCCCAGGGGUUUCCCAGGGGCAAAUUUCACGCUGUACCAAGGUGGGGAGGUGGUGGAGCUCCUGAAAGCCCCCAAGGACCAGCUCAGGGUCAUCUUCAACCUGAGCGGUGGCAGCAGGGAAGCUCAAGGGGGACCGUUCUGCUGCCAGUAUAGUGUGCUUGGCGAGAACAGGCAACCCCAGCUGUCGAACCUCAGCGAGCCUGUGCAAGUCUCCUUCCCAGUGCCCACCUGGAUCCUGGCACUGUCCUUGAGCCUGGCUGGAGCCGCUCUCCUCCUCGCUGGACUGGUGACCAUUGCCCUGAUCAUCAGGAAAGUUAAAGUAAAAAACUUGCAGAAGAGACGAGAGCGAGAAUCCUGCUGGGUUAACAUCGCCACCACAGACAUGUCCUUCGACAACUCCCUGUUUACCAUCAUGAAAAUGACUUCAGAAGAAGAUGCAGCCAAUCUGGAUGCUCCCUCAGGCUCCACUGAGACACCUGGACCCCGGAAGAGGCCCACCUCCACAUCAUCCUCACCUGAGCCCCCUGAAUUCAGCACAUUCCGGGCCUGUUAG